AUGGCCCCAGGCCUUGACAUUCAAAGACUGGGCCUUGUAUUCCAGUCGCGACCGGACAUCCUCGAGGGCAUUCAGCGCGAAGCCAAUUCGGCGUCACGAGUAACGUUGUUCAACGACAUUGCCAGCUUCGUGUACGAACAGACGAACGGCCCCGAGCCGGCUGCGAAGCGGCGUCGAGUCGAUGUCGACGCCUCCAACGGCUUCAAGGCCUCCAAUGGCAACGGAACCAUCAAUGUCGCAGGAUCCGUUCCGGCCUCGGCGGCAGAGGCAGCAGUAGACGAGCCGGUUCAGCUCGAGAUUAAGGAGAUUUCCGUGUCGGUACCGCAGCGCAAAAAGUUUGAGCUGUGCUUCACCGACAACCACCUCUACGCUCGCGUCCCGGGCACAACUACGCCGGCGGCAGGCAUCGCAUACGCCUGGGGAGACAUUGAAUACGCCUUCUACCUCCCAAUUCCCGAAAAGACGCAGGUUCAACAUAACUACAUCAUAUUCCCCCGCGGAGCAUGUCUUCCUUCUAAGACAGAGACGGCUAUUCCUACGGCUGAGCCUCUCGUCUUCACCGUGCCCGCAACGGCUCCAAAGCAAGGCACAAUUCUCGGUCCCAAGGCUAGCAGUGCGGCUGCUGUCUCCGACACAUACCGCUCGCUAUUCGACUGGGCGCUGACGACCCAUCUCCGUGCCGCGUCAAAUCCCAUCAACAUAGUGUCAGCCGACCCCGCCAAGUUCCACAGUAUGGUUAGGCAGCCACAUCGACCGAACGAGAAGGCUGUGCAUGUCAAGGCAUUCCGCGGCUCAAAGGAUGGGUAUCUGUUUUUUCUGCCGACCGGCAUCCUUUGGGGCUUUAAGAAACCGCUCCUAUUUAUCCCCUUGGAGCGGAUCUCGUCAUUGAGCUACACGAGCGUGUUGCAGCGGACAUUCAACAUAGUGGUCGAGGCUUUCACGGGCGAGGGCGACGCGACCGAAGAGCUCGAGUUUGCAAUGUUGGACCAGGAGGACUACCAGGGGAUUGAUGAAUCGUACGUCAAGCGCAAUGGGCUACAGGACCGCAGCAUGGCGGAGCAGAGGCGAGCCAAGAUGGAGCUCGUGGAGAACCAAAAGGCCGGAAAGAAGGCAGCUGGCGCGGGCGAUGUCGCGCCGGAGGCUGGUGCAGAUACCGAUGGCAGGACGGAGCUGGAAAAGGCGCAGGCUGAGGCAGAGCUGCAGCUGCAAGACGAAGAGGAUGAGGACGAAGAAGAUUACGACCCGGGGAGCGAGGGUGAGAGCGAAGGAUCGGGCGUCUCAAGCGACGAAGACGAUGAGGACGAUGAUCAAGAGAUGGAGGGUGGCGAGGACGAUGAACAAGACGAUGCAGGGGACGAAAGUAUCAAUGUCAAAGGCUGA
This is a messenger RNA of Verticillium dahliae VdLs.17, 1380 nucleotides long. Its product is annotated as histone chaperone. NCBI's taxonomy places the organism in Eukaryota, Fungi, Ascomycota, Sordariomycetes, Glomerellales, Plectosphaerellaceae. The coding region runs from base 1 to 1380 and encodes 459 amino acids. The transcript has 3 exons. The record is from RefSeq and is a predicted model, not a curated record. Gene Ontology annotation, molecular function: nucleosome binding; histone binding.